Molecule: messenger RNA, 2031 nt
Organism: Megalops cyprinoides (Indo-Pacific tarpon)
Lineage: Eukaryota; Metazoa; Chordata; Actinopteri; Elopiformes; Megalopidae
Product: receptor for retinol uptake stra6-like
Exons: 17
Coding region: 1-2001 (666 amino acids)
Biological process (GO): vitamin A import into cell
Cellular component (GO): plasma membrane
Molecular function (GO): retinol transmembrane transporter activity; signaling receptor activity
Source: RefSeq, a predicted model, not a curated record
AUGAAUACCAGUGAGCCAGUCAUCGAGGACUACUAUGAUUACCCUGAAUGGGACAACGGAGGAGUGCCCACACCACCACCUGUGGAGGUUGUGGUGCCAUGUGAACCAACUGCUGAUGACGGCCUGUUCCACAUAUGUAUCUCCGCCAUAUCUCUCGGUGUGAUGCUGGUCAUCAUAGUUCUGGCUCGUCGUGGGAAUCCAGGCCGGAGCCCACGGAAAGGUGUUCUGGAUUUACUCAGCCCAGUUAACUUCCUGGAUCCCGCUCAGCACAAGGGUCUGGCAGCUGCUGUGUUUGGGGUCCUCUUCUGCAAGCUCUCUUUGGUUUUUCUGGCCCAAAAUCCUCUGCCCUUCCUCAAGGACGCUGCACCAGAGAACAAAGAUUACUGGAAGAUCCUGUCCCUGUUUUACUACCCCGCUCUAUACUACCCCCUGCUGGCCUGUGGCACACUGCGCAGCCAGGUGGGCUACGUGCUGGGCAGCCUGCUCUCCUGGUCACACCUCGGAGUCCUCAUCUGGCAGAAGGUGGACUGCCCUAAGACUCCCCAGAUGUAUAAGUACUACUCCCUAUUGGCGAGUCUGCCUCAGAUCGCCUGCCUGGCCUUCCUCAGCUUCCAGUACCCGCGGCUUCUGCUCAGGAGCUCGAAGGGCGACACAGAGACCAGCGCCUCUCAGGACCUCAACAGCAGCUACUAUAAGGACUAUGUGAAGAAAAUUCUGAAGAGGAAGCCACCCUCCAAGACCAGCUCCUCCAGCAAAGAUAAGCCCAAAAUAUCAAAGAGGCUAUCUGAAGCACUGAAAUCUUACAUCUACACUCAAGAGGAAGAUUUCAGGUUCCCCUUGCUGCUUUCGGUCUCUGCAGUCAUAACCUUCAUCGCCAUUUAUCAGGUGGCACUGCUUCUGGUAACUGCAGUGGUGCCCACUCUACACAUAGUUCGUGCGGGGGUCAACGAAGAUAUUGCUUUCCUCCUGGCCGGCUUCAACAUCCAUUUGUCAGAAGAUCGGGCAGAGGUGGUCAAAAUUGUGGUCUACUACAUGUGGUGUGUGGAGGUUUGUUAUGUCUCUGCGCUGACAUUGUCCUGCCUGGUCAGCCUGCUUAUGCUAAUGAGGUCAAUGGUUCUUCACAGGUCAAACCUUAAAGGGCUGUACAGGGGGCAACUGAACAAUGCCCCCAGCCGUCAGAGGGGCCUCUUUCCGUCACGCCCUGCCCUGGUGUGCUGGAUAGGCUUCACCAGCUACCAGGCUGUCCUCGUCUGUCUUGCGAUAGUCCUGCAGACGAUGGUGUUUUUUAUCUGCGUCUUCUUUGCCGUCUUCCUCGUUGUCAUCCCCAUCCUGCAUGGGCAGAACCUCAUACUCUUCCACAUCCUCAGGAAAACAUGGCCCUACUGGGUGACGUUAAUCUUGGUUGUGAUCAUUGAACAUCUGGCAGCCCAGUUUGCUUUUGUCAAAAAAGAUGCAGGAACGAGGGACCUGAACAACAGGAGUGCUCUGUUCCUGCUGAGCUACCUGCUCUUCCCUGUCAACAUCCUGGUGGGGGCGUUGUUAGGGCUGUUGAGGAUAGUGGUCACAGCCCUCUUCAACAUUGCCCACUUGGGCCGCAUGGACAUCAGCCUGCUGAACCGUGGGGUGGAGACCUUUGACCCAGGAUACCGUUGCUAUGUCCAUUACCUGAAGACUGAGGUCAGCCAGUCCCACCCUGUGAUGAAGGCGUUUUGCGGAAUGCUGGUGAAGUCUGCGGCCCAGGAGGGCAGAGCUGCACAGAAAAUGCGUGAUGCAGAGGAAGGAAUCAAGCUGGUGGGUCCUGAGAAGAAGUACAGGGUGUCCAGCGCCAGACGGGCCCAGGUGCGCUGGCAGCUCCUCUACACCCUGGUCAACAACCCCUCCCUGGUGGGCACCAGGAAGCACUUCCAGAGGCCGAGCCCAGAGGGCAUCCGGAACGGAGCGCCCAACCACACCACCGCCGAGGGCGGCGCAAAGGGCACCGUCCAAAAGGGGUCCAGCUAAGAGGUCCAGACCCACUCCCACCAACUGAUC